Lotus japonicus is the source of this 1579-nucleotide messenger RNA. RefSeq lists its product as uncharacterized. The transcript has 13 exons. Lineage: Eukaryota; Viridiplantae; Streptophyta; Magnoliopsida; Fabales; Fabaceae. Gene Ontology annotation, molecular function: protein methylesterase activity. Gene Ontology annotation, biological process: protein demethylation. The coding region runs from base 126 to 1151 and encodes 341 amino acids. The record is from RefSeq and is a predicted model, not a curated record.
GUUUUUUAAAUCGGUUUUUCUCCUACACAGUCAGAUUUCCAUUUGUGUUGUCUGUGCAAAAUCAGACGCAAUAGCAGGAAAGUGUCCUGGUUCGAGAUCGAGAAAGCUCUACGGAUUCCUCUCACAUGGCUUCGCUUCCUGAAGAUGAUCUUCCACCACUUCAACCUCAAUCUCCUUCUUCUGCUUUCGAUUCCGUUCCUCAUCGCCCCGCAACUACGAGCUCUUCUGAAAAAUACGCACCGUUAGAUUGGUCCACUUACUUCGACAAAGAAGACGAUGUUGCCAUUCCACAAACCAAUGAUGUUUUUCAUGUUUACAUGGCAGGAACUGAAGGUCCCGUUGUAUUCUGUUUACACGGUGGUGGUUAUUCUGGGCUUUCAUUUGCUGUGUCAGCGAGUCGAAUAAAGGAGAAAGCUAGGGUGGUUGCGAUGGACUUGAGAGGUCAUGGGAAAUCAUUGACAGAUAAUGAUUUUGACUUAUCUAUUGAGACUAUGUGCAAUGAUGCAUUGGCUGUUAUAAAGGAAUUGUAUGGAGAUUCUCCUCCAGCAAUUAUUCUUGUUGGUCACAGCAUGGGAGGGUCGAUAGCUGUACAUGUUGCUGCAAAGAAAACAUUGUCUAACUUGGCUGGGUUGGUUGUAGUGGAUGUUGUGGAGGGAACGGCAAUAGCUUCCCUAAUGCAUAUGCAGAAAAUCCUAUCAAGUAGGAUGCAACAUUUUUCAAGCAUUGAAAAAGCUAUUGAAUGGACUGUCAGGGGUGGCACUUUAAGAAAUAUUGAUUCUGCUCGUGUAUCAGUCCCUGCCACAUUAAAAUACGAUGACUCAAAGAACUGUUAUGUUUACCGAACUGAGCUGGACAAGAGUGAACAGUAUUGGAAAGGCUGGUAUGAAGGUCUCUCAGAUUUGUUUUUGUCAAGCCCUGUUCCAAAGCUGUUGUUAUUAGCAGGGACAGAUAGAUUGGACAGGUCUCUCACAAUCGGUCAAAUGCAAGGGAAGUUUCAGAUGAUAGUUGUUAGACACACUGGGCAUGCUAUCCAGGAAGAUGUACCUGACGAAUUUGCAACUCUGAUUACCAACUUCAUUUCUCGUAACCGAAUUGGGCCUCAUGGAGUCGAGAUACCUGGCCUCCGCAAGCCAGCCUUUUCAAAACCUUGAAUGAGCUGUUAGAUAAACGAGGAAUGGCAAUUGCUGCAGGAAAAUGAUGGGUUUCUUGUUUGAUAUUCCUUUAGUUUUAGUAUUAUCAUGAUUACUUUACAUAUUUUAGAGGGGGAGCUGGGUAGCUGAAGUGAUUAUAUAUAUUAUGAUCAAAAUGUGACGAGUAGUAGAUUAAGAUGAGGUUGGAGUGUCUCCAUCAAUGUAACCCACAGUUUAGGUCAUAUUUAUAAGUAGGGGACGAAAUUAUGAAUCUGGCAGGAUAGGUACGUUUGUGUGCACGUUUGAUUAGCAAAGCACGUUUGCAAAGCGCCGUAUGAAAAGCAAAAAAUCCAUUGCUUCAACGUGAAAAGAAACUAGCAAGGAUUGACAACUAUUGCGUGGUUUUUAGUUCUCAAAGUUAAAUUUUUGGGCAUUUCAACUUGGUAUUA